AUGUUUGAUGGAGGAAAAUAUUCUCCUUCGGAAACAGAGCCUUUUAGCUGCUUGAACAGUGUCUCAACAUCCAGAAAGAAGAAGAACAAGAACAAAAGGAGGUUUAGUGAUGAGCAGAUUAAAUCAUUGGAAUCUAUGUUUGAAUCGGAAACAAGGCUUGAGCCUCGAAAGAAGAUGCAGCUGGCAAAAGAGCUUGGAUUGCAACCACGACAGGUUGCAAUAUGGUUUCAAAAUAAGAGAGCUAGAUGGAAAUCUAAGCAGCUCGAAAGAGACUACAGCAUACUACGAGCGAAUUACAAUAGCUUGGCUUCCCGGUUUGAGACACUGAAGAAAGAGAAGCAAGCGUUGGCAAUACAGUUGCAGAAGCUGGAUGAUCUGACGAAGAAGCCAGGAGAGGAACGAGAGUGUUGUGGUCAAGGAGCAGCUGUGAACAGCAGUGAAGGCGAAUCAGAGAAUGGACACGCAACUAAGGGUGAAUCAGAAACGCAGCCUCGGUUGUCAAUCGGAAGACCAGAGCAUGGAUUAGGAGUCCUUUCCGAUGAAGAUAGCAGCAUAAAGGCAGAGUAUUUUGAACUAGAAGAAGAACCGAACCUAAUGAGUAUGGUGGAACCCGCGGAUGGAUCAUUGACAUCACAAGAAGAUUGGGGGAGUUUAGACUCCGAUGGCCUCUUCGAUCAAUCAAGCAGUGGUUAUCAGUGGUGGGAUUUCUGGGCUUGA
Dovyalis caffra is the source of this 717-nucleotide messenger RNA. NCBI's taxonomy places the organism in Eukaryota, Viridiplantae, Streptophyta, Magnoliopsida, Malpighiales, Salicaceae. The record is from the annotation of a GenBank genome assembly.